UAACUAGAGACAAAUGUAAUCAGUAUCGUAUGACAAACUAUUUCAGGUGAAUUGUAUCCCGCUGUGAAAGUCGUAUGGAUAUCAAAAUACAUGAUUUUAUUAAAGUAUAUAAAGUCCUGUAUUUUCCAGUCUUGAAUUAGUUCUGCGGCAUUCUGAUUAACUUAAUCAUGUUCCUCAAGGAAGCCUUUUGUGUCGCUCUUCUUCUCGCCAUCUCUACAGCGACAAAUCCCAUAAUCUACUCUAAUGUACAGCAACAUCCAAUACCAGCAUCUGUAACUCAUGCAGUAGUUCAACCGGCCGUGGUAUCACAUCCGGCAGUAGCCACAGUGAAUGUGCCAGUAGUUCAGCAACGAGUAGAACCUUAUGACCCCAACCCUCAUUACAGCUUUGCGUAUACAGUUAACGACGCACAUACAGGUGAUUCAAAAAGCCAACACGAAACCAGAACCGGUGACGUCGUACGAGGCCAAUACAGUUUGACAGAUCCAGAUGGUUCUAGAAGAACCGUAGACUAUGCUGCCGAUCCACACAGCGGAUUUAAUGCCAUCGUUCAACGAACUGCACCCAUUUUAACCCAUUAGGUCCCAUACUGUCGAUUUCAUAUUCUAAUGUAUUAAAAGAUGAUUUGGUCUUUUAGCUUUUCUUACUUAUACAUUAAAAGUUAUACUGUGUUUUAUGAAUUGGAUGUACAACGAGAAAAUAGUUAAUGUUAA
This is a messenger RNA of Psylliodes chrysocephalus, 713 nucleotides long. Lineage: Eukaryota; Metazoa; Arthropoda; Insecta; Coleoptera; Chrysomelidae. The record is from the annotation of a GenBank genome assembly.